AUGGCUCCUUCCAAUAACCUUGUCAAAGUGCACGUGUCAAAGGAAAACAUGAGCUUCAGCGCCGCGCAUUUUAUCGCAACCAAGGGAUUCCGCGAAAAACUACAUGGACACAACUACCGUUUGGAAGUUUCGAUCACAGCACAGAUGAUCCAGGGUGGCUCCGUGGUCGACACUCGUGAGAUCAAAACGAUUUCGCAGACGAUCUGCAACGAUUUACAUCGAUCGUUUCUUGUGCCGAUGAACAGCGACACACUUACUAUUUCGCUUGGCAGCAAGAAUGUGCGCAUCGUCACGGAAGACUUGGCAACGUUUAGCUUUCCCAAGGCAGACUGUUCGUUUCUUCCAAUUGUCCACACCUCGGCGGAAGAGCUCGCCAUUUACACUAGCAAUCGGCUGGUGGACACGAUCACACUCGCUGCUCUUCUGGAGCGCGGUGUGCAGAAGGUGGUCGUAAGCAUAUCGGAGGCAGACCAGCAGUUCGCCUCGUACGAGCGCAUCAUCCUCAUGGACAUGCGCAAAAGCUAG
This is a messenger RNA of Hyaloperonospora brassicae, 525 nucleotides long. The record is from the annotation of a GenBank genome assembly. Lineage: Eukaryota; Oomycota; Peronosporomycetes; Peronosporales; Peronosporaceae.